Lineus longissimus is the source of this 3134-nucleotide messenger RNA. Its product is annotated as intraflagellar transport protein 74 homolog. The record is from RefSeq and is a predicted model, not a curated record. Gene Ontology annotation, molecular function: beta-tubulin binding. Gene Ontology annotation, biological process: intraciliary transport involved in cilium assembly; cilium assembly. Gene Ontology annotation, cellular component: centrosome; cilium; intraciliary transport particle B. The transcript has 18 exons. Bases 163 to 1941 code for a protein of 592 amino acids. Lineage: Eukaryota; Metazoa; Nemertea; Pilidiophora; Heteronemertea; Lineidae.
CGCAAUUUUUAAAAGUCUUACUCCAUGUACUCAAAGUUCGACGCUACAUCGCGACAUAGUUUUUGUUGACAUUCACAACCAAAUUUUCUCUGUCAAUAAGCUUGAUUUUUCUGUAAUUCCUACAUUUUGACAACUCGGGCUUGGACCUGACACAGCUACAUAAUGAAGGGCGCAAGACCAAUUGGAACAGCUGCUGGUCGUCCUCCUGGUACAGCCACCAGACUCACCACUGGCAUGACGAAUGGUGGAAGGGUUAACUUAAAAACACCCGCUGCUGGACUUCUCAUGAAGACCCAGCCAUCAGGUGGAGCUGGUGUGAUGUUGGCAUCCCAGGUGACUGUUGCUGACCGACCUAUAACCCAGCAGGGGUUGAGUGGCAUGAAAACUGCAGCUGGUAAAGCUGGGAAAAGACAAGUCCAAGACAAGACCUAUUACUUGGGACAACUGAGAUCGAAAAUCACUGAACUGAAUGCGGAGAUUGGGAAACUACGGCGGGAAAUAGACGAAGGGGAAGAAGAGAACAACAGCUUCCUGCAAUAUGAGAAAACGGCUGAAGUUUUGGCAAACGAGUUGAAGAGUCUACAAGGAGAGCUUGGUGAUUACAACACUCUUGUUGACAAGUUGAACACUGAUGAAGAUAUCCAAGAUGUGCAGAUGGAUCUAGAGGAGCUCAAGGCCCAAAAUGAAAGAGAUGCCAAGAAUAUUGAUCAUCUCUUUGGACAAAAACAAGAGAAAGAAAACGUCAUACUUCAGCUCGAGCGAGAACUUGAUCAAGAGAGGAGAAUGGCUGAUAAUCUGGUCACAAAUAUGAAUCCCGAGAUGAGACAAAGGUACAUGAAUCUAAAAGACAUGAACGUGCAUUUAUUAAGGCAGCUAGAGUCGGGGCAGCAGGAGCUUGAUGCCCUUAACACAAAGAAAGACAAUUUAGAGGAGGAAUUAUCCAUGUCUCAAAUCAAACAAGAAGCUGUCCGUCUUUAUGACCAGCUGUAUGAACUGGAGAUGAAGAGAGACCAACUGAUCGAUGAGGCCUCAUCCAAGGGCUCUCCAGCAGAAGAGAGGGAGAAGCUACUCAAGCAGGUCAAGGAGGACAAUCAAGAGAUAGCAAGCAUGGAAAGACAGGCCAAUGAUAUUCGAGAAAAGUUAGCUGCUGUCCAGGAAGAGAUACGUCAGCUUGAUAUGGACAUUGAGGAAAGCCAGGGCGAGAGGAAUCAAAAGUAUCGGGAAUUGAAGAAGAGAGAGGAGACUAUGAAUGAGUUCUUGGAUGCCUUUGAUGAAACAAGACAUCAGGAGAUGCAACGAAUAUCUAAUCUUGAAGCCAACAUAGUAGCUCUAUUGGAGCACAUGAGUCGAAAUAUGGCCCGUGUGACCCACCUGCCUACCCCCAAGGAGCUACAGAGUAUGAAGGAAGAUCUGGCCUUCAAGGAGGGAGAGAUGAAGAAGUCUGAGGUGACUGCAACUGGCUUAGCAGGAGAGAGUGAGAAACUCCAGGUUGAUUUGCAGAAGGUCGAACAGCUCGAGAGCAAGAUCAACUCCGAGCUGGAUUCAUUGAGGAGCAAGAUUGAGACGAUGGAAACAGAACUUGAGGUCUACUCGGACAUUGAUCGGCUGAAGAAGGAGGCGGAGAUGAAGAAGAAGAAACUGAGUGAGGAUAAGAUAAUACUUCAGAAGAGACGAGACACUUUCAAGAAACAGAUGCAGCAGCUGACAACGCAAUAUGAGGCAUUGAAGGCUCAGCUCAGUGAGAAUGAGACCUACACACAGCUCGGUAAUCUUGAGCGAAAAUGGCAUCACCAUGAACAGAACAACUUUGUGAUGAAAGAGUUCAUUGCCACCAAGACUAUGGAAUGUGACUACCGCCCAAGCACGAAGCGAGUGGGCAACAUGCUGGAGGAGUACAACAAGGUUCUGCAGGAGCAACUCUCGGGAAAGCCAUCUGUGUAGACUCAUAGACUAUGUGAUUGUACUUAAAAGACGUUUAGGCCAAACUUGUGCAAGUUCAGAUAAGCCAUCCGUCUUUGCAUGUGAAAGACAAUUCUCAUUGUAAAAUGAAAUGUGCACCAAGUCCAGCAUUUUGAGUUGAUGCUAUCACAACAUUGCUCACACGAAGACAUGUUUCCCCUCCAACUAUCAGAACACACUGGCCAACAGUAUAUCAUUUAUGAUUGAAACAAAUUCGAUGUGUUUCCAAAUAAAUGUCCUGUGUAGAUUCACAUUUUGAUACCAGGUGUCAGAUUGGAUGUUACCAUAUGCAAUUUAGGAAAGAAGAAUUUCAGAAUAUUGGCAGAUUGCCAUUUAACAAGGUCUUGUCUGUUGCGACAUUUUGAUAAUUUUUUUUCUAAAUUCCCUACUUUAAACUACAUGUACUUGAAAUUUGUCUAAAACUGGGGUAAACUCAGGGGAAAAAGAGGUACCCCUGCCAAGAAACAUCACUGACCCACAGGACUUUACUAUAUUGAGUCUUUGCCAAGUAUACAUGUACCCAUCUCAUGUAAUGUUGUAAAAAUAUGGCAUCAAUGACCAAAAUCUAGCUAUUGAUUUUAUAGAAUUGUAAACAAACUACAGCUUUUGUAAUAGUGUCACCUGUAAACAGACCUAAUUUAGAAAUUGUCAUCAAAGCGUAUUUUACAACUGGUAAAUAUUGAUAAGAUGAGUACAGGUACUUUUUGAACAAUAGCCAAGUUUUUUACAAUCCGCAGAUUGACUUGACAGUUAAAUGCCACUUCACAAAAGGUACUCAACAUGACUUUUUUCACGAAAUAAGAGGCUUUUUUCAUUAGAGCAGAAUAGUGGCAGUGAGUUCUUAUGUUUGCCGUGUUUUUAAUGCCAGUUACCGGUACUUGUCGUAUUACUUUUCUCUAGUAUGCAAAAAUGUAACUACACAGACUGUUGGUCCCCUCCAAGUUGUCAUGACAUGUUCAACUUAAACCAGUGUAUUUAGAUGUGGAUUGUGCCUUUUGAGGCAUCACUUUCCGUCCAACUAUUAACUGCUAUAAAAUGACAUGGUGUAGUGUUCACUCUUCACUUGAAAUGUUAUUAUUGUGAGAACACUUUUUCAGUUGUAGCUAAAUAUCCCAUAGCUUCAGUUUAGAAUUGUAUGUACUUGUCAAGAAAUAAAGUAUUUUCCUUUCAAAAGA